AUAGUGACAGGCUUUGCUUUCUUUCAAUUUCCUGCUUCCUGUAACUGAAGCUGUUUAUGAGAGACAGUAUAGUUCAGGGAGGUUGUGCUAGAAUUAACUUUUCUCAGAGUUAGACUCUCUGGUCUUAGAGUGUUCUUCCUCUUCUUCGAGAUAAAGUUUCAAUUCCUGCACUUUCAGUUACUCCGUGUCAGCUGGGUUCCAGAAGCAGAUGGUCCUCCUUCUGACGAAUCCUAAGGUCAGUAGUAGCAUAGCUCUACAUCACAGUGCUCCAUCAUCCAUCUCACGUCUUCUUAUCUAGUAGGCAUCUUAUCAUCUCACAUCAUCACAAGAAGGGAAUCUUAUGGGGAAGUGGUGCUAGCCCCAUUUAGAGAUGAGGAAGAUACCAUUCGUUUCAGAAAGCCUGAGCUGCCUGUUGAAGGUGACACAGAGUGAGUGGCAGGGCUAAGACACAAAUUCAAGGCUUUCUUCCUUCGAAGCUCUUGGCAGUUUCUUGCUCCCAGGUUGCCUUCUGGCACUUAUGACCUCGCUGAGGAGACAGGAGAAUAUACAGCUAACUGUACCUCGGCCUUGAAGGGGCUCUUUUAUUGAGAAUCGAUGUCUUCUCCUAGGUAAUUGAUCACCGUAGACCCAGGGACACUUGACUCAUCUUCAAGGGAGGGUAAUAGUCAUGAAUAAUCAAAAAGCUGUAGCUACACUACUGCAGGAGUGCAAGCAAGUGCUGGACCGACUCCUGUUGGAGGCGUCAGAUGCAUCAGAGGAGGAGAAGAGCGAGGAUCAGUGGUGGAGAGCUUCACUCUCCGACGAGUUAAGGACCUUGAUCCAGGAGGCAAAGGAAAUGAAGUGGCCCUUCGUGCCUGAAAAGUGGCAGUACAAACAAGCCGUGGGCGCAGAGGACAAAACAAACCUUCAGGAUGCAAUCGGCGCCGGACUGCAGCAGUUGCUGAAAAACACCGAGGAGACCGCGCGCGGCCCCAAGCCCGCCUUCUCCCACCGGCUCGCGGCUGUCCCCGUGUCCCCGCAGGCGUCCCUGGAGGCCUGCGUCCGCGCGCGGGACUGCCGCACCGCCGCGGCCAUCGUGUUCCUGAGCGACCGGCUCCUGUACGGGCUCGACGUGUCCGGCCACCUCCUGCAGGUCGCCAAAGGGCUCCACAGGCUGCAGCCAGCAACGCCGAUCGCGCCCCAGGUGGUGAUCCGCCAGGCGCGGAUCUCCGUCAACUCAGGAAAACUUUUAAAAGCAGAGUACAUCCUGAGCAGUCUAAUAAGCAACAGCGGAGCAACAGGUACCUGGCUGUACAGAAGUGAAAGUGACAAGAUCCUGGUGCAGUCGGUCUGCAUACAGAUCAGAGGGCAGAUUCUGCAAAAGCUGGGGAUGUGGUACGAAGCAGCAGAGUUAAUAUGGGCCUCGAUCAUCGGAUAUUUAACACUGCCUCAGCCAGAUAAAAAGGGAAUUGCUUCGUCGCUAGGUAUACUGGCAGACAUCUUUGUUUCCAUGAGCAAGAAAGAUUAUGAGAAGUUUAAACAGAAUCUGCAAGUGAACUUGGGCUUGCCAAAGGAGUUUGAGCACCAUUUGCUGUCAGCCGCAGAAGCGUGCAAGCUGGCAGCUGCCUUGAGUCCCUACACGCCCCUCUACGUGCUCACAGCUAUGAAUAUCCGAGGCACAUGCUUGUUGUCAUAUGGUAGUUCUAAUGACUGUCCUCUGGAGAUGAAGACUUCCUAUCUGUAUGAAGCCAAACAGGCCUUUGAAAUUGGCCUUCUCACCACGAGAGAUGAGAAACCAGUUACUGGAAAACAGGAGCUUCACAGUUUCCUCAAAGCUGCCUUCGGUCUCACCACAGUACACCAAAGACUCUGUGGGGAGAUGGGGAUGGUCCAUGAAGCAAGUCAGCUCUGCAGUGAAGCUAUGGGAAAGCUGUAUACUUUCAGUACAUCCUCCGGAAGUCAGGAGAGAAGAACUCUGUCUCAAGAAAUCAUGUCUAUUAUCACCCAGGUGAAGGAUCAUUUCCAAGUUCAAAGCUUCUCAAAUUUAGAUGACAAGUCUUACGUUCCAGAGGAUUUCAAAUGUAAUUUGGAUGAACUCAUUUUGCAUGAGCAAAUGGAUUUCCAAAAAAUCCUUGAAACCUAUUCUCAGCAUCAUACUUCAGUGUGUGAAGUAUUUGAAAGCACUUGUGGAAACAACAAAAAUAAACAGGAAGAUACAAAAACAAGAGUCUGUAUCACUGCUCUAAAAACAGAAACAAAAGCCAUAGAUACUGUGAGUACUACCGAGGACAAACCACAUUUUCAAAGAGGCACGGUAACCUCCUCCUCCCAAAAGGCUAAGAAUGAUCAGGAGAAACUCAAAGGAGUAGGAAGGAGAAACUGGACUCAUUCACAUGCAUUUCGGGUCUCUUUUGAUCAAGGAGUGGAGACUGAGACGGAGUCACCAGACCACAGCAACAGUCAGGAAGAUGUUUGGAACAAGUCUCUGAGUGACAGCCAGAGCUCCAGUUCCUGGAGCAAGUUAUCAGGGUUUAGUUCUUCCACAAACUGGGAAGACUUGAAUUUUGAUGUUGAUGAUAGGCCAACCAGAAAAGAACAUAGCAAAGAAGAACAUCUUCUGGACACUCAGUGUUCCACUGCCCUCUCUGAAGAGCUGGGGCUCACUGGGAAAAGCAGAUCUAUACAUUCUUUGUCUUCAGAACUUUAUGAUCUCUCUGUCCAGGUAUUGAAGGAUGAUGAUUUAGAGUCUUCUCAAAGUCAACUACACAAGCACCUGCCCUUGACAACCUUCCCUCCUCAUAACACAACAGGCACUUUCUUGACCUCUGAUGCAAGGCUGUUAGAAGGAUCUCCAGAAGGUUUGCAGGAAGUCAGAAAUAUGGGCUCCAGAAACACUUUUGCUCAUUUCAGACCUUCACUUGGCUCUGCUUCUUGGUCUUCGUCUGAUUCUGGUUGGACCAAGAACAUGGCCACAUAUCCUUCAGUCCAAGGAGAAGAAACCUUUGAAAUCAUUGAUGAGUUUCCAGAAAUCAACUGUAAUGCCAAAGACAGGCAUAGAGAAGAGAAGGGAGAAGAAAUCAAAAGAGUUACAGUCCUGAUACCAAAAUAUAGUUCCUCCUGGGUUGACCCAGAAGAAACAGCAGAAGGAACAGAGGAUGUGCCCUUAGACUCUCGAAUAGUCAUGGACGAUUCUCUGGGGAAAAGUUCCAUGAUGACACAUAGCUCUUUCACUCCUCACUGGCCUCUUCGAAAUCCUGACUCAGGAAAAAGCAGUGGCUCUGUCAAAGAGCAGGGCAUCGACCCCGACGCCUCCACAGUGGAUGAAGAGGGUCCACUGCCCGGCAGCUUGGACGUUCACCCGGCAAGUAAACAUGAUCAGGGGUCUGACACCCCCAGCUCCUCUGUAAGCAGUAACAUUCCCUUCCCUGUCCUCAACGAGGACUGUGCUACCACAGAAGAGGGAAAUUAUCCUGGAUUCUUGCUGAACUGCAGCCAGAACUCCAGCUCGUCCUCCAUGUGGUGGUUGGAAUCACCUGCAUUUUCCAGAGGUUCUUCUGAAGGGGACAGCCCAUGGUCCUUUCUGAAUUCCAGUGGAAGCUCUUUUGUUUCAUUGCCUGGAAUGACGAGGCAAGAGAUCCUUGAGGCUCGCACCCUGCAGCCUGAUGACUUUGAAAAACUCUUGGCAGGAGUGAGGCAUGAUUGGCUGUUUCAGAGACUGCAGAACACAGGAGUUUUUAAGCCCAGUCAACUCCACCGAGUAUAUAAUGCUCUUUUGUUAAAAUAUUCUAAGAAAUCUGAACUGUGGACAGCCCAGGAAACGACUGCGUAUUUGGGGGACUACCUGAAUGUGAAGAAGAAAGGCAGACAAAGAAAUGCUUUUUGGGUUCAUCAUCUUCAUCAAGAAGAAAUUCUGGGGAGAUAUGUUGGGAAAGAAUAUAAGGAGCAGAAGGGUCUCUUGCACCACUUCAUCGAUGUAGAGAGGCAAAUGACCGCCCAACACUAUGUGACAGAAUUUAACAAGAGACUUUAUGAACAAAAGAUUCCAACACAGAUAUUCUACAUCCCAUCCACAAUAUUACUGAUCUUGGAGGGCAAGACAAUAAAGGGAUGUGUCAGUGUGGAACCUUACAUGCUGGGAGAAUUUGUAAAAUUAUCGAAUAACAAGAAAGUGGUGAAAACAGAAUACAAAGCCACAGACUACGGCUUGGCUUAUGGCCAUUUUUCUUAUGAAUUUUCUAAUCAUAGAGAUGUUGUGGUCGAUUUACAAGGUUGGGUGACUGGUAAUGGAAAAGGGGUCAUAUACCUAACUGAUCCCCAGAUUCACUCUGUUGAUCAGAAAGAUGUCCCUACCAAUUUCGGAAAGAGAGGAAUUUUCUACUUCUUUAAUAACCAGCAUGUGGAAUGUAAUGAAAUAUGCCAUCGUCUUUCUUUGACAAGACCUUCAGCUGAGAAACUGAAAGAGUCAUAGACUACCGGGAGUGGUUUUGCGGUAGCCUUAGUGUUGCUCAAUGUCAGGUUCUCAUGCCUUCCAGGCACAAAUUUGGCACCACCUGGUCCCCUUGGGCUUAGGUGGGGCCAUAGGACUGGUUCUGGCCCAUGAUGUGUGAGAGGAACUGAUGAGUACCAAUUUCAGGCUCAUGUUUAGCUGCCAGUGCAGGGCCUUACAGAGUCUCUUUCCCUCUGCCACAAUGACCCAGGAAACAUCCGGUGAUGGCCCCUUACCAGCGAGAGUCCUGCAGUGAGGGCAACAUGGGGAAAAGCCCCCACUGACCCAUGAUGGACACAAAGCACAGAUGAGAAGAAACUUUUGUGGUUUAAGCCAUUGAGAAUUUGGAGCUUUUUGUACUAUCAAAACCAAUACUAUUGGUGUUUUUCUUAUUGAUUUAGGAGUUCCUUAUAUAUAUUAAAGAAUUCAGGACUUUG
Manis pentadactyla (Chinese pangolin) is the source of this 4902-nucleotide messenger RNA. It is a transcript of the gene ALPK1, whose product is annotated as alpha kinase 1. The record is from RefSeq and is a predicted model, not a curated record. Gene Ontology annotation, biological process: protein phosphorylation. The transcript is spliced from 16 exons. Lineage: Eukaryota; Metazoa; Chordata; Mammalia; Pholidota; Manidae. Gene Ontology annotation, molecular function: protein serine/threonine kinase activity; ATP binding. The coding region runs from base 668 to 4447 and encodes 1259 amino acids.